Puccinia graminis f. sp. tritici CRL 75-36-700-3 is the source of this 907-nucleotide messenger RNA. RefSeq names its product peptidylprolyl isomerase. The record is from RefSeq and is a predicted model, not a curated record. Gene Ontology annotation, biological process: protein folding; protein peptidyl-prolyl isomerization. Gene Ontology annotation, molecular function: peptidyl-prolyl cis-trans isomerase activity. The coding region runs from base 43 to 543 and encodes 166 amino acids. The transcript has 5 exons. NCBI's taxonomy places the organism in Eukaryota, Fungi, Basidiomycota, Pucciniomycetes, Pucciniales, Pucciniaceae. Gene Ontology annotation, cellular component: catalytic step 2 spliceosome.
GAAAGAGAUAUUCGAAGCUCCCCCUCAACCAAAACCAGCGCGAUGGAUCAACAUACGGGAAGACAAACAGCCGUAAUUUUGGAGACCAGUAUGGGUGUCAUCCAACUCGAAUUAUAUUCGCAUCAUGCGCCCAAGACUUGUCAUAACUUUAGUGAAUUAGCUAAUCGUGGAUAUUACAACGGAACGGUCUUCCAUAGGGUGGUUGCAGACUUUAUGGCACAGGGUGGCGAUCCAACCGGCACAGGGAGAGGCGGCAGGAGCAUUUACGGAGACAAAUUUGAAGACGAAAUUCAUCCAGAAUUGAGAUUCACAGGGGCCGGGAUUUUGGCGAUGGCAAACAGCGGACCGAAUUCGAACACUAGUCAAUUCUUCUUAACACUAGCACCUACACCGCAUCUAGAUAAAAAGCACACUAUCUUCGGUCGGGUUCAAGAAGGCUUGAAAGUUCUAGAACGAAUCGGAUCGGUUAAUGUGGACUCGGAGGAUAGACCUCGGGAACCAGUCAAGAUACUUAAAGCAAGAGUGGUCGAAAAACAAGCUUGAUUCAUCACUGUUCAUUUUUUUUCUACUUUUAGUUAUUUCUUCCCUCUAGAUGCACAGAUUACCCCAUCGAAAAAUCAGAUGAUAAGAAGCCAAAUCGUGCAGAAAACUGGGGUGUUCAUGUGAGCUGGCUGUUCAUCAAAUUGCUUGAUCGCCCAGUCUCCAUUGUAUGUACAUCAAUAAAUUUAAUGGUUCUGUGACUGUUGGAUAGUCGAGCUCACUUAAUUCUUCUCAUUCUGAUUACCUAUUGUAAUUUAAGGCAUAGUAUACCAAAAGAAAGCCAAGUCAUUUGCACUUCUAUGUAUACCAAGCCUUUAUGAUGUUUCUAAAACUUCACCCCUCGCACGAAAAACAAAUGGGAUUAGGG